This is a messenger RNA of Talaromyces proteolyticus, 1986 nucleotides long. Its product is annotated as HCO3 transporter family-domain-containing protein. Gene Ontology annotation, cellular component: plasma membrane; fungal-type vacuole. Gene Ontology annotation, biological process: monoatomic anion transport; monoatomic ion homeostasis; transmembrane transport. Gene Ontology annotation, molecular function: borate efflux transmembrane transporter activity; solute:inorganic anion antiporter activity. The transcript has 3 exons. The record is from RefSeq and is a predicted model, not a curated record. The coding region runs from base 1 to 1986 and encodes 661 amino acids. NCBI's taxonomy places the organism in Eukaryota, Fungi, Ascomycota, Eurotiomycetes, Eurotiales, Trichocomaceae.
AUGACAUUAAUAUCGGCGUUCAGGCCUAGGUCAACCAGAUCGUCUACCUUACGGCAACGAUCAAAAAAGGCUCGCCGGCGUCGUCAAACAGAUCAAUCAGAUGCCUCCGAGCCGGCUGAUGAACAAGAUCCAGAUGCCCACUCGAUAAUCACCCCGUCGAAGCACACUCCAAGGCCGUGGCGCAUCUUGAAAGGAUCCGUUGCUACGGGCGGUCCCCUGCGGCCGUUUCGUCUCCUUAAACAAGAUAUCCUCAAUCUUCGGAGACGAUAUGUCUCUGACUGGUCAACCUUCAAUCAGCAAAUACUAGCCUCAGCCAUCUUCGUCUUCUUCACUAAUCUUCUCCCUGGGAUCACAUUCGCAAGUGAUCUCUACGUUUUGACGGGUGCUAACUGGGGAACCAUUGAAGUAGUGCUGAGCACCGGACUUUGUGGUAUAAUAUUUUCCUUGACAUCAAUCCAGCCACUAACCAUCCUUGGUGUAACUGGCCCUUUUUCUGUCCUGGGAGAGACGAUAUACUCUCUAUCCCAAGAUUCCUUCAAAAUACCUUUCUUGCCAUUCAUGGCUUGGUCCCUGAUACAUGCUGGGUGGCUUCAUUACCUACUAGCUAUAGUCAACGCACAUGACUGGACAAUGCGCUAUGUUACGACAUUUUCAACUGAGAUUUUCUCUCUAUUGAACAGCGUAAUUUAUUUCCAUAAAGCUAUUCAAGAGCUUCAAAGAGCUCAUGAAAGUUUGUCGUUUGCCGCCUUCCUUUAUGCUAUAAUCGGCGCUAUUGGAACCAUGCUUUUGGCUAUAUUUCUGUCCACAGCUGAGAGCUGGCAACCACUUUUUCAUCGUUAUGUCCGUGUUGGGCUUGCAGAGUAUGCUGCUGCAAUAUCGAUCAUUAUCUUUAUUGCAAUGCCUCAUUUUGGAGAAUUAGCACAUCUAGAUAAGAUGACACUUAACGUCAGUAACUCUUUUCAGCCAACGUCCCCAGAUCGCGAUACCUUCUUUGUUGAAUUCUGGAAACUGCCUGUCGGUUGGAUAUUUGCAGCCGUUGUGCCUGGUAUCAUCAUUACAGUGCUCUUCUUUUUUGAUCACGAGGUCAGCUCAAUUAUAUGUACUAUUGAUCGCUAUGGCACACGGAAGCCGGGCGGAUUUGCAUGGGACAUAGUUUUACUGGGAACAACGACGGCACUAUGCGGCAUACUAGGGAUCCCCCCAGCAAACGGGCUGCUUCCUCAGGCUCCUCUUCAUUCAGAAUCAUUGAUGCAUACCGAACAAGAACGUCAUACUAUCACCGUGGAUGGUGAAGAAAGGGUUGAGACGCGUGAGAUCAGGUGUGUUUAUGAACAACGGUGGUCUGCAUUCCUUCAUGCUGGGGGUAUCAUGCUUUUCGUUAGCCCACCAUUCAUGAAAGUUCUUGGCUUGACUCCAACGAGCGUGCUUGCUGGUCUGUUUUUUUUCAUGGGUGAACAGAGUCUAUCGGUGAAUCCCAUUUUGUAUCGACUUUUCUAUCUCCUGACGCCACCUUCUGAACUUCCUCUACUCCCAGCAGCGCUCCAUAGCAAAAACUCAACAACUGAGAGACCAUCUUAUUUUCCAAUCCAUCUCUACACCAUUCUUCAAAUUUUCCUAACAGCCGUGAUAUUCAUUCUAACACUGACAAAAGCAGCCCCGGCUUUUCCGGUUCUGAUCAUUGCGUUGGUACCUUUUCGCUUACUUUUGAUGAAGCGAUGGUGGAAUCGCGAGGUUCUUCGAUUUGUCGAUGCAUGGGCAUGUCGCGAAGGUACUCCUGAAGAUGAAGAAGAUCAAAAGGCACAGAUGAAGGCUGAGGGCAGACGUGGUGAUGAAUCGAUGUUUUUUGCAGAUGCUUAUCCUAUGGAAAAUAUUCGAACUACUAGAGGCGACGGUCAUACAAGACCCUAUUCACAGGAUGGCGGACAUGACACUUCUGCAUCAAAUAAUGCACAUGAAUGGACAGAGUUGAAUUUGAAUGAGCCAUGA